CUCUCAGUACUUCCCAAAUAAUUUCACCAAAAACAGGGAGGGGUGUAAUCAUUUGUUCAAACCAUAGCAAACGGAAAAAGUUUAGCAAUGAAAACGUGAGUUUCUAUUGGACACAUUCUGAUAGAUCCCGCCCCAUUUGAUUCUGUUUAAGAAACGUUUUGCAACAGAAUUGGCGAAAUUAGUACGCUCCAGUACGGUAUGUUUAGAAACUUUGUGACUUCCCGGUGAAAACAGAUUUGUUUGACGCUGUUUGUUGUUCUGGUCUAUCACCUUGAGCCAACUCUCACAAGCGGCCACCACAAAAGUUUUCGAUUGAGCUGGACAGAUUGAAGGAAACAGGCCUAUCUCUAGGUGGCGAUGGGUUCUAUGUUCCGCAGUGAGGAGGUGUGCCUGGUGCAGCUCUUCCUCCAGUCUGGUUCAGCCUACAACUGUGUCAGUGAACUGGGAGAACUGGGCCUGGUCGAGUUCAGAGAUUUGAACCCCAAUGUCAACUCCUUCCAAAGGAAGUUUGUGGGGGAGGUGAGACGAUGUGAGGAACUGGAGAAAACCUUCUCGUUCCUGGAGCAGGAGAUCAAUCGGUCUCUGUGGCCCCCCCUCCAUGGCCCCCUCCCUUCCCCCUGCCCGACACCCUCGGCCCCCCAGCCCAGAGACCUACUCACCAUUGAGGAAGAGAGUGAGAGGCUGGCCAGGGAGCUCAAAGAGGUGUCCAGGAACAGAGACAGUCUCAGAGCCCAGAUGACCCAGCUCAGCCAAUACAAAGGGGUUCUCACCCAGACCCACUCCCUCACCUCCUCACAGGGUUCGCCGCCUCCACUGGAAACAGUAGGCAUAUUGGAGCCUAACCGACAGGACGUCCACCUCAGUUUUGUAGCCGGUGUGGUCCACCCCUGGAAAGUCCCUUCGUUCGAGCGGUUGCUAUGGCGAGCGUGCCGUGGUUACAUCAUCGUGGACUUCAGAGAGAUGGAGGAGCAACUAGAGCUUCCUGUCACGGGGGAGAUGCAGUGGACGGUGUUCCUCAUAUCCUACUGGGGAGAUCAGAUCGGACAGAAGGUCAAGAAGAUCUGUGAUUGGCCCAGAGACCUACUCACCAUUGAGGAAGAGAGUGAGAGGCUGGCCAGGGAGCUCAAAGAGGUGUCCAGGAACAGAGACAGUCUCAGAGCCCAGAUGACCCAGCUCAGCCAAUACAAAGGGGUUCUCACCCAGACCCACUCCCUCACCUCCUCACAGGGUUCGCCGCCUCCACUGGAAACAGUAGGCAUAUUGGAGCCUAACCGACAGGACGUCCACCUCAGUUUUGUAGCCGGUGUGGUCCACCCCUGGAAAGUCCCUUCGUUCGAGCGGUUGCUAUGGCGAGCGUGCCGUGGUUACAUCAUCGUGGACUUCAGAGAGAUGGAGGAGCAACUAGAGCUUCCUGUCACGGGGGAGAUGCAGUGGACGGUGUUCCUCAUAUCCUACUGGGGAGAUCAGAUCGGACAGAAGGUCAAGAAGAUCUGUGAUUGGUCCCAGACAGAGCACUACCUCCAGCAGCUGUUGGUGCGUGCUGUAGCCGUGCUGCCCCAGUGGAAGGUGCGGGUCCAGAAGUCUAAGGCUGUCCAGGCUGUGCUGAACCUCUGCAGCCCCUCUGUCACCGACAAGUGUCUGAUCGCUGAGGCCUGGUGUCCCGUCAGCAAGCUGCCUGAACUACAGAGUGCCCUGAGAGAAGGAGGGAGGAAGAGUGGCAGUGGGAUGGACUCGUUCUACAACCGCCUCCCGUGCUCCACCCCUCCUCCCACCCUGUUCCCUACCAACUCCUUCACGGCCGGCUUCCAGAGCAUCGUAGAGGCUUAUGGAGUGGCCAGUUACCGUGAGGUUAACCCAGCCGUGUACACCAUCAUCACGUUCCCCUUCCUGUUUGCGGUGAUGUUUGGGGACGUGGGUCACGGCCUGCUGAUGUUCCUGGCUGCCCUCUGGAUGGUCCUGGAGGAGAAGGACCCCAAACUCAGGAACAACACCAAUGAGAUCUGGAGGAUGAUGUUUGGAGGACGCUAUCUGAUCCUGUUGAUGGGACUGUUCUCUGUCUACACUGGGGCCAUCUACAAUGAGUGUUUCAGCAGAGGACUCAGCCCCUUCAGCUCCGGCUGGCACGUACGACCCAUGUUCGAGAGCGGAGAGUGGAGUACAACAACUCUUAAAGAGAACAACUUCCUGUCCCUGGACCCUAACAUCACUGGGGUUUUUACAGGACCCUAUCCUUUUGGCAUCGACCCGAUCUGGGGUCUGUCCAACAACCACCUGACAUUCCUCAACUCCUACAAGAUGAAGAUGUCCGUCAUCAUCGGGGUGAUCCACAUGACCUUCGGAGUCUGUCUGUCCUUCUUCAACUACAAACACUUUAACCAGUUGAGCAGUGUAUUCCUGGUACUGAUCCCAGAGCUGUUCUUCAUGCUGUGUCUGUUUGGUUACCUGGUCUUCAUGGUCAUCUUCAAGUGGCUGGCCUUUGACACGGCCCACUCUAACUCCGCCCCCAGCAUCCUCAUCCACUUCAUAGACAUGUUCCUAUUCACAGUGAACAAGGAAAACCCGCCCCUCUACAAAGGACAGAUUGUGGUGCAGAAGGUCCUUGUGGUGCUGGCGCUGUGUUCUGUUCCAGUCCUACUGCUGGGGAAACCCAUCCAUCAAUACAUCACCCACAAGAGGAACCACUGGCACAUGGCAGGAGAGAGCCGCCCCCUGUUAGAUGAGAACAAUUCCAUCAACGCUCAUCAGGGAGAGGUGGAGACGGGGAGUCACAGAGAGGAGGAGUUUGAUGCUGCUGAUGUGUUCAUGCACCAGGCCAUCCACACCAUAGAGUACUGUCUAGGCUGCAUCUCCAACACAGCCUCUUACCUACGACUGUGGGCCCUGAGUCUUGCACAUGCACAGCUGUCAGAGGUGCUCUGGGUGAUGGUGAUGCGUAUCGCCCUAAACGGGCAAGGCUACGUGGGAUCUGUGGUCCUGUUUGUAGUCUUUUCCUUCUUUGCUGUGCUGACAGUCUCCAUCCUCCUGGUCAUGGAGGGCCUGUCUGCCUUCCUGCAUGCCUUGCGUCUGCACUGGGUGGAGUUCCAGAAUAAGUUCUACAGCGGAACAGGCUACAAGCUGAACCCUUUCGCCUUCUCUUCCCUAAUCCACGCCUCGUCCGCUAUGUGAUCAAUUUAUUGACCGUUUUAAAUAUGUUUGAAUAAUUAACAACCAUUUGGCAAUCAGUCACUUGCUCUGCACCUAUCGCUCCCCCGCACAUUUGAGAAUGAUUGCUCUCUUUUUUAUCGAAAGCUUGGUGUUUUGAAGAACUUGUUCAAUGUCCAAGAAUGCAUUGAGGACUUUGCACUGUGUUAUUGAUUAUGUGCCCAUUUCAGCAUGCAUGUUGUGUGAUCAGAAUAUCUGUUGUUCCUUCUAUGGACUGACCAUGUGUUGCUUCCAGUAAUGUACAUUUUAGAUAAUAAAUGUUUUUUUAUCAUUCACAUUCUCUUAGUUUAUCAUUCUAAGCAUGAUUUGAAAACUGUUGUAAUAUCUUCAUAGUGUUGUUUGGUUGAAUAACUCAGGAAAUGGUUGGUAUUGACUUUCACACAUGAUGAAAGUGAUCUCAAAGUCUGUAAAGAUAAAGGACACCAGUUGUCUUAACACAUCUGGUCUGAAAGACAAAGUAGACAUGAUGGCUGUGCUGCUUUUGUUAUUGGUAAUGUGAGCGACCCUUUAUGGUACUCAACACCUCCAGUUUCUUAUGUCGUAUUUGGACACGGUUAAUGAUUAUGGAAAGGAAACUUGUCAACCAUGUCAUUCACAUUAUGUCUGAUAUGAGCAGAGAACCAUCUGAAUGAAGAUCAAUGUUUUUCCAAAGAUUAACUUGAUUUGUGUGCCUUUGAACCCAUCUAGUUUUCAUGUUUGUAAUCAGGCCUUAUCUGUUCAUUAGUCAUUGAGACUGAUCAUGGAACAUAUUCAAGCCUUUGAACAACUGUUAGUCUGCUGCAUUCUCUGUAUCCUGGUUCACAUCAUGCUGUCUUUGUUUUUACUAUCAGUGUGAUAAACUCUGGCUGAAAUUAAAUUAAAGCUGUUUUUUUUUUCUUACA
This is a messenger RNA of Salvelinus sp. IW2-2015, 4082 nucleotides long. RefSeq names its product V-type proton ATPase 116 kDa subunit a 3. Gene Ontology annotation, cellular component: vacuolar proton-transporting V-type ATPase, V0 domain; plasma membrane; vacuolar proton-transporting V-type ATPase complex. NCBI's taxonomy places the organism in Eukaryota, Metazoa, Chordata, Actinopteri, Salmoniformes, Salmonidae. Gene Ontology annotation, molecular function: ATPase binding; proton-transporting ATPase activity, rotational mechanism. The record is from RefSeq and is a predicted model, not a curated record. Gene Ontology annotation, biological process: vacuolar acidification; proton transmembrane transport.